Lepidothrix coronata (blue-crowned manakin) is the source of this 4429-nucleotide messenger RNA. RefSeq names its product spectrin beta chain, non-erythrocytic 2-like. Gene Ontology annotation, molecular function: actin filament binding. Lineage: Eukaryota; Metazoa; Chordata; Aves; Passeriformes; Pipridae. The transcript has 18 exons. Gene Ontology annotation, biological process: actin cytoskeleton organization. Gene Ontology annotation, cellular component: cell junction; cell projection; cortical actin cytoskeleton. The annotation marks the transcript as partial. The record is from RefSeq and is a predicted model, not a curated record.
GGUACCAGCCGUGCCCCCCGGAGCAGCUCCGUGCCCAGGUGGCAGCCCUGGAGCUGCGUUACCGGGACCUGUCGGCGCUGUCGGGGCAGCGGCGGCUCCGCCUGGAGCGAUCCCGGCGCCUCUGGAAGUUCCUGUGGGACGCGGGCGAGGAGGAGGCCUGGCUGCGGGAGCAGGAGCGGCUGCUGCGCUGCCCCGAGCUGGGCCGGGACCUGCCGGGGGCCCUGCGGAUGCUCAGCCAGCUCGAGGCCAUCCGGGGGGCCCUGGGGGGCCGGGCGGCCCCGCUGGAGCGGCUGCUGGAGCGGGGCCGGGAGCUGCUGGAGCUCGGGGACGCGGAGGAGGCCGCGGGAGCCGCGGGUGGAGCCGUGGGAUCCGGGGGAACCGUGGAAUCCACUGCUGGGGUGAUGGGACCCGCCACGGGAUCGAUGGGGUCCGCUGCUGGAGCAGCAGGGAGUGUGGAAAUCACCUCUGGAUCCGUGGGAUCCGCUGCUGGAGCAGCAGGGAGUGUGGAAAUCACCCCUGGAUCUGUGGGAUCUGCUCCUGGAGCAGCAGGGAGCGUGGAAAUCAUGGAACUCACCCCUGGAUCUGUGGGAUCCACCACUGGAGCAGGAGGGAGUGUGGAAAUCACCCCUGGAUCCGUGGGAUCUGCUCCUGGAGCAGCAGGGAGUGUGGAAAUCACCCCUGGAUCUGGGGGAUCCACCACUGGAGCAGGAGGGAGCGUGGAACCCCUGGAACUCACCCCUGGACCCGUGGGAUCUGCUGCUGGAGCAGGAGGGAGCGUGGAACUCACCCCUGGAUCCGUGGGAUCUGCUGCUGGAGCAGGAGGGAGCGUGGAACCCGUGGAACUCACCCCUGGACCCGUGGGACCCCCCUCCAGAGCCGCGGCAGCCGAGGCCGCGUCCGUGGAAGCCGCCGGCGGCUCCGGGGCCCCCCCCGAGCCGGUGCCGUCGGUGUCGCGGCGGCUCCGGGCGCUGCGGGCGCUCUGGUCGGCGCUGCCGGCGCUGGCCCGGGAGCGGGAGCGGCGGCUCCGGGCGGCCGUGGGGCGCUUCCAGGUGGCCUCGGAGGCGGCCGAGGCCGAGGCCUGGCUGGCGGCCGCGUGCCGGCGCCUGGCGGGGCCGGAGAAGGACGACGCCGACGACGACGAGCGCUCCGCCGGGGUCCUGGAGCGGCGCCUGCGGGAGCUGCAGGACGAGCUGCGGCGCCGCGGGACGGCCCUGGCGGGGCUGCGGGAGCAGGCGGGGCCCGGCGAGCCCGGCGAGCCCGACGUGGUGCCGGGGCUGCCGGCGCGGCUGGAGGAGCUGGAGCGGCGGCACCGGGAGCUGGAGGCGCGGGCGGAGGCGCGGCGGACGGAGCUGCGGGACCUGCUGGCCCUGCUGGCGGCGCGGGGCGAGGCCGACGCCUGCGCCCUCUGGGUGGGCGAGAGGGAGCAGUGGCUGCUCUCCAUGGAGAUUCCCGAGCGGAUCGAGGACCUGGAGGUGGUGCAGCAGCGGUUCGAGACGCUGGAGCCGGAGUUGGCGGCCUUGGGCGCCCGAGUCGCCGCCGUCGGUCGCGCGGCCGAGGAGCUCCAGGGAUCCGGGGAACGGACCCGGGAGAGAGCCCGGGACACCUGGGAACAGCUCCGGGACAGGUGGGAGCGGUUCCGAGCCCUGGCCGAGCGGAAGAAGGCGGCGCUGACCUCGGCCCUGGACAUCCAGAACUUCCGCCUGGAGUGCGACGAGACGCGGGGCUGGAUGCGGGAGAAGGCGGCGGCGAUCGAGGCCACGCGGGCGCCGGGCCGGGACCUGGCGGGGCUGGCGGCGCUGCAGCGGCGGCUCUCGGGGCUGGGCCGCGACCUGGAGGCCAUCGAGGGCAAGCAGCGGGAGCUGCGGGCGCAGGGGGAGCGGCUGGCGCGGGAGCAGCCGGAGCGCGGCCCCGAGGCGCGGGAGCGGCUCGAGGCGCUCGAGGCCGAGUGGGCCGCGCUGAGCCGGUGCCUGCGGGGCCGCCGGGACGCGCUGGGGCAGGCGCGGAGGCUCCAGGCCUUCCUGCGGGACCUGGCGGCGCUGCGGGCCUGGCUGGCGCGGGCGCGGGCGGCCGCCGGCUCCGAGGACGUGCCGGCGUCGCUGGCCGAGGCCGAGGGCUCCCUGCGGCGCCACGAGAGCCUCCGCACCGAGAUCGCCCAGUACGGCGCCGAUUACCGGAGCGCCCGCGCCGCCGGCCGGGAGCUGAGCCAGGGCCGGAGCGACCCCCAGGGCCUGUCCCUGCUCCAGCGCCUGGACGCGCUGGACGCCGACUGGGAGGAGCUGGGCCGGAGCUGGGAGAGGCGGCAGCAGCUCCUGGCCCGCGCCCUGGCCGUCCACGUGUUCCUGCGGGACGCCAAGCAGGUGGAGGGGACGCUCGGGAAGCAGGAGCACGCUCUGGCGCUGACGGAGCUGCCGUGUUCGGUGCCGGGGGCCGAGGCGGCCGUGCGGCGCCUGGAGGAGGUGUUGGUGGCCAUGGAGGCCGGGGCCGAGCGGGUCCGGGCCCUCUCCGACACCGGCCGGAGGCUCCUGGCCGAGGGCGGCGUCCACGCGGAAAAGGUGCGGGAGACGGUGGAGUCGGUGGAGAGCAGGCACCAGAAGAACCGGGAAUCGGCCCAGGAGCUGCUGGGGCGGCUGCGGGAUAACUGGGAGCUGCAGAAGUUCCUGCAGGACGCGCAGGAGCUGACGCUGUGGCUCAACGAGAAGCUGCCGGUGGCUCGGGACGUGUCCUACGAGGGCGCGCGGGACCUGCAGGGCAAGUGGCAGAAGCACCAGGCGUUCGUGGCCGAGCUGGCGGCCAACCGGGGCUGGCUGGAGGCCCUGGAGAAGGACGGGCAGCAGCUGGCGGGGUCCCGUCCCUCGCUGUCGGGGCAGGUGACGGGUCCCCUGGGUGCCCUGCGGGCGCUGUGGGCGCGGGUGGAGGCCAUGGACGGGCAGCAGCUGGCGGGGUCCCGUCCGUCGCUGUCGGGGCAGGUGACGGGUCCCCUGGGUGCCCUGUGGGCAGUGUGGGACGGGCAGCAGCUGGCGGGGUCCCGUCCCUCACUGUUGGGGCAGGACGGGCAGCAGCUGGUGGGGUCCCGUCCGUCCCUGUUGGGGCAGGACGGGCAGCAGCUGGCGGGGUCCCGUCCGUCCCUGUCCGGGCAGGUGACAGGUCCCCUGGGUGCCCUGCGGGCGCUGUGGGCACGAGUGGAGGCCAUGGUGCCCUCUGUCCCUGACGGGCAGCAGCUGGCAGGGUCCCGUCCCUCGCUGUCCGGGCAGGACGGGCAGCAGCUGGCAGGGUCCCGUCCGUCCCUGUCCGGGCAGGUGACGGGUCCCCUGGGUGCCCUGCGGGCGCUGUGGGCGCGGGUGGAGGCGGCGGCCGGGGCCAAGGGCCGGGGGCUGGCGGAGGCCGCGCGGGCCGAGGGCUGUGCCCAGGCCUGUGCCGGGCUCCGCUCGUGGCUCGCGGGGGUCCGGGCCCAGCUCCGCUCCGGCCACUGCGGCCACGACCUGACCAGCGUGGGGGUCCUGCUCACCCGGCCCCAGACGCUGCAGAAGGAGCUGCAGGGCCGCGAGCGCCGCGUGGCCGAGCUGCUGGAGCGGGUGGUCCCGGAGGUGCCGGGGGUGCCGGGGGUCGCCGAGGGGGGCCCCGGGGGGGUCCCGGCCCUGCGCGAGGCCUGGCGGGAGCUGCGGGCGGAGGUGACGCGGCGGCAGCGGCGCCUCGAGGCCGCCUUGGCCGCCCAGCGAUUCCUGGGGGACGCGGCGGCCGCCGAGGCCUGGCUGGGCGAGAGGGAGCUGCACAUGCUGGCCCAGGACAAGGCCAAGGACGAGCCGGGCGCCCAGGCCAUGCUGAGCCGGCACCUGGGGCUGGAGCAGGAGCUGCGCGACUACGGCCGGACCGUGGAGCUGCUGCUGCAGCAGGGCCGGGACAUGGCGGCCUCGGGGCACCCCGACAGUGACCGGCUCCGUGCCCGGGCGGCCCAAGUGCAGCGCCUGUACGCGGGGCUGUGCCAGCUGGCCGGGGAGCGCCGGGCGGCCCUGCAGGGCCACCACCGGCUGUGCCAACUGCGCCGGGACAUGGACGACCUGGAGCAGUGGAUCGCUGAGAGGGAGGUGGUGGCGGCGUCCCGGGAGCUGGGCCAGGACUACGAGCACGUCACGCAUAUCCCGUACCUGUCCCAGGUGUCCCAGGUGCAGGAGGCCGCGGGCCGUCUGGCGGCCGCCUACGCGGGCCCGCGCGCGGAGGAGCUGCGGGCGCAGGAGCGUUUGGUGAGCGCGGCCUGGGCCGAGCUCCGCGGGCGCUGCCAGCGCCGCCGCCGCCUCCUCGGGGACACCGUGGAGCAGUUCCGGUUCCUCCGCGCCGCCCGCGACCUCCGGCUCUGGAUGGACGGGAUGAACCUGCAGCUCGAGGCACGGGAGCGCCCCAGGGAUGUCACGGCGGCCGAGCUGCUCAUCCAGCA